GGGCACGGACUAAAGCUUUUUGUCUAAUGGUCACACAACAAAAUAGGCUUAGGAGAUGGAGUGAAUGAGCAUUGAAACACCCAUCCCAUCAAGCAUUAGGAAUAUUACUGAGAUUGGAGAACCCAAAUCAAAUUGUUCUGUAAGAGAGGGAAUUGUCGAUUCCCUUUGUGGAAGCAUGGGAAUUCUGAGGAGUGAAGGCUCAUCAUCAUGCAACAAAAUGCCACAAGAACAUCAUGAACCUUCUUCCCCGACCGAGUCCUCGUCAAUCUCCAAAUCCACCAAGAACAAGAUCAAAGAAUCUUCAAUGGGCACCGGCAGCAGCAACAGCAUGAUGAGCCUGACCCCGCCGAGCCUCAGCUUCCCCUCCCACAAGCUCCAGCUGCCCGACGAGGACAUCGAGAUCCAGUCCCCGACGAGCGCCCUCCUCGAGUCCCUCCUCUCGGACCAGCUAGACGGGGACUUCAUGAUCUCAUCCCCCGUCAGGACCACCCUCCCUUCUCCCCCUCAGAAUCCAACCUCCUACAACUACGCCUUCAACAACUCCCACGCCGUCUCGAGCUUCUCCCCUCCUCGGUUCUCCUCCCUUGGGUUCCUUGGGAAUAACAAGGGCAAGGGCAUGAGCCCUCUCCAUAGAGUGUACAACUCUCCUAACAAUAACAGCUAUAUGCAGAUGGAUCAGAGCAGUAGUCUCGCCCUGCCGGCUAUCGAGGACCUGCUCGAGGAGUAUCAGAAGGACGAGUACGGCGGGGCCUACUCCCACUGCUUUGAUAUGCCGGAUGCAGCCUCCGCCUCGCUUGAUGGGCUGCAUAUUGGGAGCUCAUCUUCCUCAAGCGCAUUCUGUACUGGUUCCAGGACGGAGCAGCCAUCCUCCCGCAUCUCGAGGCUGAGCCAGGAGGGCGACAUGUACCAGAUGAGCUCUGUCACUGCUAAUGCAGCCGUUACUGCAAGCACGGGGUCGGCAUCUUUGUCGCAACAGUUGCAACAGGAGAGGCACCAGGAGAAGCAGCUUCAAGAACAAAACGUUAACAAUUUGAUGGGACCGCCAGUUCCUAUGGGCUUAGAGCAGGAACAAGACAGUGGUCUUCAACUAGUGCACCUCCUCCUCGCCUGUGCCGAGGCAGUGUCCAAAGAGGACUUCAUGCUGGCCCGGAAGUACCUCCACCACCUCAGCCGUGUGGUGAGUCCCCUCGGAGACUCCAUGCAGCGUGUAGCCUCGUGUUUCACGGAGGCCUUAAGCGCCCGCCUCACAGCCACACUAGCCACCCGCCCAACCUCCUCCGCAGGCGGCAGCGCAUUCUCCUCUGCCCUGAAACCACCGCCCUUCUCCCCCUUCCCCCCUAACUCGAUAGAGAUUCUCAAAAUCUACCAGAUCCUUUACCAGGCAUGCCCUUACAUAAAGUUUGCUCACUUCACUGCGAACCAGGCCAUCUUUGAGGCCAUUGAAUUCGAGGAGCGGGUCCAUGUGAUUGACCUUGACAUCCUCCAGGGCUACCAAUGGCCAGCCUUUAUGCAGGCACUGGCCGCAAGGCCAGGAGGUGCUCCGUUCCUCCGAAUUACCGGCGUGGGUCCAAACCUCGACUCUGUGAGAGAGACAGGCCGGUGUCUGACUGAGCUGGCCCACUCCCUUCACAUCCCGUUUGAGUUCCACCCGGUAGGAGAGCAGUUGGAGGACUUGAGGCCGCACAUGCUCCACCGGCGGGUUGGGGAGGCGCUGGCUGUGAACUCGGUGAGCAGGCUCCACCGUGUCCCGGGCCACUGCCUGGGGCCCCUGCUCGCCAUGAUACGGGAUCAGGCCCCGAACAUCGUGACACUGGUGGAGCAGGAGGCUAGCCACAACGGGCCCUACUUCCUGAGCCGGUUCCUCGAGGCCCUUCACUUCUACUCGGCUAUCUUCGACUCACUCGAUGCCACCUUCCCACCUGAUUCGUCCCAGAGAGCCAAGGUCGAGCAGUACAUCUUUGCGCCAGAGAUACUCAACAUCGUAGCCCACGAGGGAGCCGAGAGGACAGCCAGGCACGAGCGGCUCGACAAGUGGAGGAAGAUAAUGGAGGGGAAAGGGUUCAAGGGGAUCCCCCUCAGCGGGAACGCCGUGACGCAGUCGAAGAUACUAUUGGGACUGUAUUCAUGCGACGGCUACAGGUUGACAGAAGACAAGGGCUGCUUGCUCUUAGGGUGGCAAGAUAGAGCCAUCAUCGCUGCCUCUGCAUGGAGAUGCUGAGAAGCCAUAUAAUAACCCUAAAUUAACUCUUCUUCGUGUUCUUGCAUGUUUGCAUGUGUCUUUUUGCCCAUUCUAGGGUUCUUUUAUUACCCUUCUUUUUAGUCAUAUGGGUUUUAAUUUUAUGAUUUAUUCUCUGGCGAAGCAAUCCACAUCUAAAGGGGGACUGAAGGUGAGUAAACGUCUGAACUGGAGUUAAUUAGUCACAGUCAACAAACCGAUAGCAUCAUGUGUUUUACUCAAUGAUAGACCGAAAAGUGGGAAUCAUAUGUAUGCUUUUGUUUCAGAAAAAAAAACUGGCCCUAG
This is a messenger RNA of Punica granatum (pomegranate), 2521 nucleotides long. NCBI's taxonomy places the organism in Eukaryota, Viridiplantae, Streptophyta, Magnoliopsida, Myrtales, Lythraceae. The record is from RefSeq and is a predicted model, not a curated record.